GCGCGUCUUCUGGCCCAAUAGUGAUACGCAAUUUGGACGUUUGCAGGAUUACGUUGUUGAGCUGUGGACGGUUCGUUGUGUUUAUCUGAGUAAUUUGCACCCAUCUAUGGACCAGAAGAUCCCGUAUGAUGACUACCAGCUUCCCGUGGUCUUCCUUCCCUCCUACGAGAAUCCUCCAGCCUGGAUCGCACCCCAAGAUCGGAUCCACCACCCAGACUACAACAAUGAGCUGACGCAGUUUCUGCCUCGCACCGUGGUGUUGAAGAAGCCACCGGGAGCACAGCUGGGCUUCAACAUUCGCGGAGGGAAGGCUUCCCAACUCGGCAUCUUUAUCUCCAAGGUUGUCCCUGAUUCGGAUGCCCACAGGGCUGGCCUUCAGGAAGGAGACCAGGUGCUUUCCGUGAACGAUGUGGACUUCCAGGACAUCGAGCACUCCCGGGCAGUUGAGAUUCUGAAGACAGCAAGAGAAAUCGUGAUGCGGGUGCGGUUCUUCCCCUACAACUACCAGCGGCAGAAGGAGAGAACUGUCCACUAGAGGGCGUCGUAUCGCAGUGCAGUGGGAGGGUUUGUUUCUUGGUCAGAGAAGGCGAGGUGGCUUUGGGGAGACAGAUGACAUCGGCAACUGCCCGCAACUGCUUCUUUUCCUUAUCAGCACUACAGUGUCCGCACAGCCAUUGUUCCAGACACACACGUAUGUACGUGCGUAACUAAAUACAUUGGCAACGAGCCCCAUUGUUAAUCAUGAACCUCUUAAACGUUUGUCACCAGAGAGAUCAGUCAUAGGCGGUACACUUUGGACCUCUGAUAUACCAUAUCUAUUCAGGAAUUCAGUGCCUUGCUGGCAUGUAGAGGCCCUGUGGAGGUAGUCAAUCGCUCUGGAGAGACUUCUUGCGCAAGAAAUGGGUAUUUGAGUAUGUGUGCACACCCUUAAUUGGGCCAGAUCAUUGUUGCACAACCUGUGAGCUGGCCUGCUUAUGGUGAGUGUGUCAUCUGUCAGGACGGAGCAGAGAUAAAACCCUUGGUGGCUCAUUCUCUAUAGAGAGAGGAGCAGGAGUGAAGUUGCCUUGAGGAAGUAUGCUACACCAUAUGGCAGCUUAACACUCAUUUUACAUUUAUCAUGUUAGUGUGUGUAGUGGGGCAUUAGAUUUUAACUUUGACAUCCUUUUUAGAUGUUCUGGAUAAGAGUACCAGCACUUCUGUAGGUCAUUAGGUAAAUACUCAGGUCCUACUAUAGUAACUACUGAGAGAAAAAGUGACACUAAUAGUUCAAGGUUUCUGUUUCUAAUUUUGGUUCUCGUGAUGGAACAUUCUAGCACUGACACCUAUGUAGUAUGACUAAGAAGGUGGGGUGUAUGUUUUGUACUGAAUUGCCCAGCAUUUAUACAUUAAGCAAUGGUGUUAUAGUUACUCUUGCUGUCCACACAACUAUGUCCCUUGUUCUACAGGUAGACUGCAGUGCUUUUAAUAACAUGGGUGUAAGUCCCAGUGAGGAUUCUGUUCAGUGUGUGCAUGUUUUGAUCCCAUGAACAUUAGUACAGUGACACAGAAAUGAAGCUUUGGCCUGCAGUUUGUUUUGUACACAAAGGAACUAGAUACUGAUCUGCAGCAUUGAAUUUGUUUCCUGUUCUCUGUCUUGGUGUUGUCUUGCAUUCUUUUCCCUCUUUUACCUUG
Molecule: messenger RNA, 1671 nt
Organism: Scleropages formosus (Asian bonytongue)
Lineage: Eukaryota; Metazoa; Chordata; Actinopteri; Osteoglossiformes; Osteoglossidae
Gene: pdzd11
Product: PDZ domain containing 11
Exons: 6
Coding region: 107-535 (142 amino acids)
Molecular function (GO): protein binding
Source: RefSeq, a predicted model, not a curated record